Beta vulgaris subsp. vulgaris (sugar beet) is the source of this 2585-nucleotide messenger RNA. Its product is annotated as mitogen-activated protein kinase 18. Bases 504 to 2318 code for a protein of 604 amino acids. NCBI's taxonomy places the organism in Eukaryota, Viridiplantae, Streptophyta, Magnoliopsida, Caryophyllales, Amaranthaceae. The record is from RefSeq and is a predicted model, not a curated record. Gene Ontology annotation, biological process: protein phosphorylation; intracellular signal transduction. Gene Ontology annotation, cellular component: nucleus; cytoplasm. The transcript is spliced from 10 exons. Gene Ontology annotation, molecular function: ATP binding; MAP kinase activity.
UAAUCUCUCUUUCUCUCUCUCCUCUUUCAAAUCUCUGACCUCUCAAAAUUCUUUUUAUCUUUCUCUCUCCUCUGUUCUGUGUUUCUCAAUUCUCUUCUCUUUCAAACCCCCAUUUUCUCUCUCCUCUCUCCUCUCUCCUCUGUUUCUUUGUUCUCUUCUGGUUUUCCUUCCAAUUGAAGAAGAGGGCAAGAAAAACUGCAAAGAAGAGGGUUGUUUUGCAGGGAUCCGUUGGAUUUUAAAAGGGGGGUUUGGAUUUUGAAAAGUAUAUAUGAGAAAAAAAUAGCUUGUGUACAGGAGAUUUUGGUUGUUGUGAAAAGACUAUUCUGCCCUUCUAAGCUGGGAUUAAUGCGGCUGGUUUUUCUUUAUCUUUGAGAUUGAUUUCGAGAAGGAGCUACAAAACUCAUAAAUUUUUAAACUUUAAAUCUCAUUUCUUUUAUUCAUCAAUUUUGUGGGUUUUAAGAAAAUUAUUGAAAUUUGAUUAGGGUUCUUCUUCAACAACGAAGAUGCAGCAAGAUCAGCGCAAGAAGGGUCUUAAAGACACAGAGUUUUUCACUGACUAUGGUGAAGCGAAUAGAUAUAAAAUUCUCGAAGUUAUAGGAAAAGGAAGCUAUGGAGUUGUUUGUGCAGCAGUCGAUACACAUACAGGGGAAAAGGUGGCCAUUAAAAAAAUAAAUGAUAUUUAUGAGCAUAUCUCUGAUGCGAUCCGAAUCCUGCGGGAGGUAAAGCUGCUGAGGCUUUUGCGGCAUCCUGAUAUAGUUGAGAUCAAACGCAUUAUGUUGCCACCAUCAAAAAGAGACUUCAGAGAUAUCUAUGUGGUCUUCGAGCUUAUGGAGUCUGAUCUUCAUCAAGUCAUCAAAGCUAAUGAUGACUUGACCCGUGAACACCAUCAGUUUUUCCUCUAUCAAAUGUUGCGUGCUCUAAAAUACAUGCAUACAGCUAAUGUGUACCAUCGAGAUCUCAAGCCUAAAAACAUACUGGCUAAUGCCAAUUGCAAACUCAAAAUCUGCGACUUUGGCCUGGCUAGAGUAGCAUUCAAUGAUACUCCGACCACUAUUUUUUGGACGGAUUAUGUUGCUACAAGAUGGUAUCGGGCGCCAGAACUUUGCGGGUCAUUUUUCUCUAAGUAUACACCUGCCAUAGAUAUUUGGAGCAUUGGCUGCAUCUUUGCUGAGGUGCUGACUGGAAAACCGUUAUUUCCGGGUAAAAGUGUUGUACACCAGUUAGAUUUAAUCACAGAUCUUCUGGGUACACCCUCGCAUGAUGUUAUAUCUGGGGUCCGCAAUGACAAAGCACGCAAGUACUUAACUGAUAUGCGAAAAAAGCAGCCUGUUCCUUUUUCUCAGAAAUUUCCAAAUGCAGAUCCUUUAGGGUUGCGUUUGCUACAAAGAUUAUUAUCUUUUGAUCCAAAGGAUAGACCAACUGCUGAAGAGGCACUGGCUGAUCCAUACUUUAAAGGCUUAGCUAGAAUGGAGAGAGAGCCUGCAUGCCAUCCAAUCUCAAAAUUAGAGUUUGAGUUUGAGAGGCGUAGGGUGACUAAGGAGGAUGUUAGGGAAUUGAUAUACCGGGAGAUCCUCGAAUACCAUCCUCAGUUGCUCAAAGAUUACAUGAAUGGAAACGAAGGGAGUAAUUAUAUUUAUCCUAGUGCUAUAGGUCAGUUUAAGAAGCAGUUUGCACAUCUGGAGGAAAAUAGUGGUCGAAGUGGACCAGUCAUCCCUUUGGAGAGAAAACAUAUUUCCCUUCCAAGGUCGACAGUACACUGCAGUACCAUACCUCCUAAACCACAGCCUCUGGCGUCUUCACAGAGGGACCAUCAAGUAAAAGAAGAGAUGAGAACAUCUGAAAGUUAUGGGAGCUUAUCGAGCUCUUCAAGACAGCCACCGAGAGGUCCAUCAGCAAGACCGGGAAGAGUGGUAGGACCUGUUGUUUCAUAUGAGGCUGGCAGAAGCAUGAAGGAUAGCUAUGAUGCUAGGAUAUCCAUGCAAAAUGCAGUGCUACCACCACAGACAACAUCAGCCUCAUCACAGUACUACUUCAGGCCAAACGUCACGCCGCCACCUCAAACGAAGCCUGGGACAGAAAAUGAACAAGGCCGCACUUCAUGGGCCAAACAGCAGCCGCUACCUGUACAGUCGACCCAUGAAGUUGCUAUUGACAUAAACACUAACCCGUAUCACCAACCUCAACCCAAGCCGGAUCAAUAUAGCAGCAGAAUCGCCCUAGAUGCUAAGAUAUUGCAAGCUCAGUCGCAGUUUGGCGCUACAGCUGUUGCAAUGGCAGCUCACAGAAAUGUGGGCACUGUUCAGUAUGGAAUGUCAUAAAUAAUGCUAACAAGUUGUCAGACUCUUUUCUUUUUAUUGAAGGGCAAUCGAUAUGCUGAUUGCCGGGGUUGUUUUUCCUGGAAGGUUGAGGAUGUAUGUCCUCCCUUACCUUGGAUUGUUCGGUAUGUGGUUAGUGAAUUAUGCAGUAUGUCGCAUUAUUUGAGUUUGUACUUUCUCAGUAGAUGCUAGAUCAUUUCAGCUAGUAAUUCCUGCUUAAUUAUAGACAUUUUAGAAUAAGUAAAUAAAUAAAAUAAUCAAUUUGAUCAA